Molecule: messenger RNA, 1652 nt
Organism: Paramormyrops kingsleyae
Lineage: Eukaryota; Metazoa; Chordata; Actinopteri; Osteoglossiformes; Mormyridae
Gene: angptl8
Product: angiopoietin like 8
Biological process (GO): regulation of lipid metabolic process; triglyceride homeostasis
Source: RefSeq, a predicted model, not a curated record
CAACCGUCCCCCAAAGACACACAAGCUGACAAGUAGGAAGCAGGGAGAAGAACCCGGGGCGCGGUCAUGGACGAGGUCGCCCUAAUGGUCCCGAUGCGGGCUAAAAAUACACACCGCCAUGCGCACGCCACUGGAGAUCAAACAUUGUUGAGCAACCCGUGCUGUCCAGACGUGUCCCGUUUGUUUGUGGGGCUGUGUACCACGGGUCAGGGUGAUAACGAGGGACGAGAAGCCUCCCGAUUGGCUGGCUGCUUGGCAAGCUAGCGGACGGGUGUAAACACACAAUAUAAGAGUCGUGGAUGCAUUCGCUCCCACAAGGAGACGGUCCAGGAUAUAGAAGUAGGAGUUCCCAAUUCAAGAAAAGACUGGGACGAAAUAAAAUUAAGUCAAGAGAAAAGCAGUUUCUCUACUUUGAACUGAGACGAGGAGAAAUCCUUGUGACCGUUCAUCCCAGGCAUGAAGGGAUUGCUGCUUUUAGUGUCCGUGGCCUUAUGGGUAAACGGGCCCUGGGCGACGCCCACCAAUGAGACGGAGGAGAAGGUGGAGAUGGCCUCCACGGACGACGUCAACGUGCUGAUGUACGGGGUGCUGCAGUUCAGCGAAGUCCUCCACAGCACCUACUACAACACCGAUAGCAAGCUCACCCGCAUCGCCGACACCCUACAGCGGCAACAGGGGGCGCUGGAGCAACUGAAGGAGGUGGCGGAGGGAGCCGCACAUACAGAAGAGCAGCUCAAACAUGCCCUCGCCAUGCUGCAGACGCAGACGGCUGGACUGCAGCUACGGGCGACAGAGCUGGGGGGGACGGUUAGCAAGGUGGAGCAGGAGGAGGUGGAACUCAGGAACCAGGUGACCACCCUGGAGUCGGCCCUGAAGAACUCGGCCCCCGGCAAAAUCAGCACGCUGAAGGAGCUAACGGUUCAGAACGCCGGUGUUCUGAAGGCCUUGGUGAAAUGGAUCCAGGACCACAGGAAAAGUCUGGAGGACCAGAACCAGCAGCUGACCAGCCUGCAGAGGAUGAUGCAUGAGCCGGGUACCCCCCCACUCACCCUCAUCAGUUGAAGUUGAAAGCUCCACCCUACACUGUUAGUCACUGUGGCCAGACACGCAGACAGACACGCACACAGACAGACACGCACACAGACAGACACGCACACAGACAGACAGACAGAGACACACACACACACGCAGACAGACACACUGUAACACUUUCCCAAGCCUCUUGAUGAGAAACAGCAGGCGUUCCGUUCUGGAAUCUUCAAACUUGAACUCUAUUUGGGCUCAGUUUUAGAAUAAAUACGGAGCAAAAAUGCAUUUUUCAUGUGUCUAAAUAUUUUGAAACAACAGUUAAGUACAUUUUUUAAAUUAUGUAUUUCAAUACUAGACACUAUCUCAAGUGUGAUUUAUGUUAGGCCUGUGUAAUACCCAGACUAACCACCAGGUGGAAUAUAUUAUAUGUAUGCUGCAGUGGUUGGUGGGUGGCCCUGGGAAAAUGAACGGAAAUGGAAUGUAUACGUUUUAUUUGUGAUUUAUGUGCAUGUAAUGCCAAAUAUCAUUAGCCACACGUCAUAUUUUCUUGUUUAUAUAAUACUUAAGAUGACCUGUAGGUGGCUGUAAGGGUGGCAUAAACAUCACAUGUACUGAGUGCAAUA